Molecule: messenger RNA, 2738 nt
Organism: Frieseomelitta varia
Lineage: Eukaryota; Metazoa; Arthropoda; Insecta; Hymenoptera; Apidae
Product: intraflagellar transport protein 81 homolog
Exons: 13
Coding region: 398-2332 (644 amino acids)
Biological process (GO): intraciliary transport; cilium assembly
Cellular component (GO): intraciliary transport particle B; centrosome; cilium
Molecular function (GO): tubulin binding
Source: RefSeq, a predicted model, not a curated record
UCAAUGGCUCCUUCUGUACGUAAUAUCUUAUUACAUAAUAAUUAAUGUGUUGCAUCUAUUAAGCCAGCUAGCGUAGAAAUUGCCGCAAAAUCAAUAUGCAAGAGAGUUGCACUGAACGAUCACAGCAAGUUGAAAAUCAAAUGACCUUUCGAAGAAUCACCGAUAAAGUGGGAUCGUGCAGCAGAUUUAAUUAGUGACUAAAUUCGAGCAAAAGGUCAACGCAGAGAGAUCACCUGAUUCGAAUACACGUCGUAUCAAAGGGAAUUCCUUCGUGUUCCACGUGGAGUUUUGCUUUCAGUAGCAGGGAGUUACCAGGACAACAGACAGACCACAACAAAACAUUCUUCCAGUCGCUCCUGAGCUUUGCACGAGAACAGAAGAAGAAAUUUGACGUACAAUGAGGGAGAACACCAAGUUCAUUGUCACCGAGGUGAACAAAUUGUUGGGACGCAAUUAUAAUGUCAUUUAUUUCAAUUCCUUGAGCCCAGAGGAACUGCUUCAAGUAUUGAAGGAAGUGUUGAUUAAGAUACAGGAUCAAAAUGUCAAUGCCAGCGACGCAAAGAGUGAAACUCCUGAAGAGACCUCUAUUUAUAUCUUGUCCAUCCUCCGUGUUCUUCAUUAUCACCCUCAAACAGAUCCAGUGACCUUCAGACAGGGUCUGAUUCGCGGAGAUCCUGACACCAUUCAUCCUAUCCUCACCUGGCUUCUGUCUAAUGCAGACACUGUUCGGAAAAGGGUUUACUUAUCGCGUUUCCUAGUGAAGCUGGAGGUGCCCGGUGAGUAUUUAGGCGAGCCAGAGGUCUCCGCUUUGUACGAGCAGUAUGCGAGUUUGAUUGAUAGAUUCAAAGCGGUGCACAGGGAAAGGGAGAUCGGUAGAAAGAGUUUCGAAAAUGCCAGUGAGCUCACUGCCGAUUUGAAAACGAUGGAGAAGGAGAAAGAAGCGGUAACGAUACGUAUAGAGAAGAUGAAAACGAAAGCCGAGAGCGGGAUGCACUUGUUGAACGCCGCACAAGCGUUGCGAAUAGAGAAAGACAAGGAACGCGAUCUCGCGCUGCAAGAGGAGCAAGAAAGAGAAAUAAUAUCCAGAUUACAAACCAAUCUGCAAAGAUUGGAGAGAGAGUUGGAGAUUCUAAAGAAAGACAAGAACGAAGUCACUGUUCAGUCGUUGUUGCAACGUUCGUCCGAGGUGAUCACCGUCCAGACUAUAGUCGUGAAUGAAAAAUUGCCGGCGGAGAUACACGCGAAGAAGAAUCACAUAAAGGCUUUGAACGCGGUGAAACAGUAUCCGUACUUGAGCCCAGACCAGAUAACCACUCUGCGAAAUAAAUUGGACACUGUCGGCAAAGAGAUUCAGAAUUUGAUAGAGCUUAAGAUUUCGAAGAGCAAUAUCGAUAAAAUCGAGCCGUUCCGGCAGCAAGCGGCCGCGGUUGCCAAUAUCAAAAGGAACGUCCUCGACAAAUUGGAAAAGACAACGGGCUCCUUGGAGGAGCUGCAAGAGAAAUUGCAGGAGAAGUGUGAACUGUCGAAAAUGGCGGUAGAAGACGUUAUCCCGAAGGGAGAGGAGUUAAAGAAGUACAUAAAUCGUUUGAAAACCAGGGGAACGCUUUACAAACAUUGUAAAUCCGAGCUGACGUGGCUUAACGCGGAGAACAGUGUUUUGCAUCGGACAGCUGCCAUCUUGGAAAAUCAAUAUAAUCAGUACAGUCAGGCGAAAGAAAGAUUGGAAACCGUGAAGAAGAACACUCCGGCAAAUUUCACGCAGGAUAACGCGUCCUCGAUGAAUCUCCAACUGAUUCGUGACAUAUCGGCGUUUAGGGCGAGAUUGGUCCCAUUAAUAAAUGAGGUGCAAAGUUUGAGAGAAAAGUGUCGAGAGUUCGAACAGCAGCAGGAAAAAGUGAAGAGAGCGCAAAACGAAGUAGAGUCAAGCAUGAGCACGUCGAUUAACAAUUUGCAGUCUGAACUGGAGAAUAGAAAAGCGAAAAUAGCAAAGGAUGUGGAAGAGAAGGAGAAACUGCGGAAUCUUAUGAUUAAAAUGAAGAAUAUGGAAGAAAGAAUAAAACGAAACGUAGAGGAUCCAACAAUUUCUGAUCCUGGUAAAAAGAUUAAGGAGGAACUAAACUCUGCCAUUCAGGCGGAGGAAACGAAGUUAAAAAAUUUAAUGUUGGAGAAAGAACGUUUAAAACAAACCACCGUGGUAAACGAAAAACAAACGCAGAUGUGGAACGAUGUAUUAUCCGUGUUCAAGUGUAAAAUAAAGUGCGCCGAGGAAAGUAAACAGUCGAAUGGAAUCGUCGUACGACGAGGAGGAGCGGAAACAUUGGUCUUGCAGUAAUAUCUGUCGAAGAAUAAAUGUUUUUUUUUUCGUGCCAUUAUUGGUAAUAAAGAUAUGGAGUUGGUCGAAUUAACAAAACUUUAAUCACGUAAAAAAUACAAUUUAAAUUUGCACAUUUCCACUUAGCAAUCUACGAAUCAAAUUGAAACAGUUGCAUGUAGUUAAAAUAGAGUUACAAAGUGUAAACCUUCAUUGAGUAACAUUCUUUAACGUCAGUUUCACAAAGACCAACAAUCAAUUAAUUUGAAGAAAAUAGAAGUAUGCGCUCUAAAAUAUUAAAUAUCACAUUUCUACGAAAAUUUCUUUUCUGAAAUACACACGUCUAAAUGUAUUCCACGAAACGGUAUUAUGCUACGCUUGUACAUGUUCUUGUAUUAAAAUACAUUAAAUAUAUCUUUUUACAAUA